GAUGGCUGAAAAGGGAAAAAGCAAAAACGUUAAACUCCGAUGACAUCACCCCUUGUGUCACACAUCCUGUAAUGUUUGGAAUGUGCAAAGAGCAUGAAUAGCUGAGUUGCUGUGAGUCUUUCGGACUGUACGGCCUUGUUUCAAAAGCAUGAUAAUAAUAAUAAUAAUAAUAAUAAUAAUAUAAAACAUCUAAGAAAUCUCACAAGAUUUCGCAUCUGAUGUACAUGGAUGACCUGAAGCUGUAUGGGAAAACUGAAACUGAAAUCGUCUCUGACUACCAGUCUGAAUUUUUAACACUGAUAUCAGCAUGGAGUUUGGCUUGGACAAAUGUUCAACAGUGGCAUUGAAGAAGGGAAAAUCAUUGAAAGUGAGGGCAUAAAUAUGCCCAAUGGCCAAACAAUAAAGUGUCACCAGCCAGAGGCCUAUAAAUAUCUGGGCAUAUUACAGCUGGACAACAUCAAGCAUGAACAUGUGAAGACUGUGGUCAGUAAAGAAUACACACAAAGAGUCAGAAAAAUUCUCAAAAGCAAGCUCAAUGGAGGCAACACCAUCAAGGCCAUAAACACCUGGGCCAUACCUGUCAUAAGAUAUACUGCUGGCAUCAUAAACUGGACACAGAUGGAACUGGACAAUUUGGACAGAAAAACAAGAAAACGCAUGACCAUUCAUCAUUCACUGCACCCUCGCAGUGAUGUUGACCGGCUAUAUCUGCCUAGAAGAUCAGGGGGCAGAGGACUCUUACAAGUAAAACAAGCAGUCAAAGAAGAAGAACAUGCCCUGGCAGAAUAUGUAAAGCAAAGUGAAGAACCUGCUUUGAUUGAAGUCAAAAAUCAGAAACUCCUCAAAGCACAGCAGACAAAAAACCAGUACAAGAAAACCGCACUACAAACUAGAGCUGACAGCUGGCACAACAAAGCAUUGCAUGGAAAGUUCCUUGACAAAAUUGAAGGAAAAGCUGACAAGGAGAAGACCUGGCUCUGGCUCACGAAUGGGACCCUGAAGAAGGAGACAGAAGGCCUGAUCCUUGCAGCCCAGGAGCAAGACAUCAGGACAAAGGCAAUCAAGGCCAAGAUCGAAAAAUCAGCUGAUGACCCAAAAUGCAGACUGUGCAAGGAAACCUACAAAACCAUUGAUCAUAUCCUCAGCUGCUGUGAGAAAACCGCACAGACAGACUACAAACAGAAGCACAACUAUGUGGCCCAAAUGAUUCAUUGGAACUUAUGCCUCAAGUACCACCUCCCAGCAGCAAAGAACUGGUGGGAUCACAAACCUACAAAAGUAUUGGAAAAUGAGCACGCAAAGAUACUGUGGGAGUCGGACUUCCGAAUCCAGACUGACAAAGUUCUGGAACACAACACACCAGACAUCACAGUUGUGGAAAAGAAAACGGCUUGGAUCAUUGAUGUCGCCAUCCCAGGUGACAAUUGCAUUGACGAAAAACAACAGGAAAAACUCAGCCGGUAUCAGGACCUCAAGAUUGAACUUCAAAGACUCUGGCAGAAACCAGUGCAGGUGGUCCCGGUGGUGAUGGGCACAUUGGGUGCCGUGCCAAAAGAUCUCAGCCGGCAUUUGGAAACAAGAGACAUUGACAAAAUCACGAUCUGCCAACUGCAAAAGGCCACCCUACUGGGAUCUGCACGCAUCAUCCGAAAAUACAUCACACAGUCCUAGACACUCGGGAAGUGUUCGACUUGUGAUUUUGUGAUACGAAAUCCAGCAUAUCUAUCUUGUUUUCUGUGUCAUAAUAAUAAUAAUAAUAAUAAUAAUAAUAAUAAUAAUAAUAAUAAUAAUAAUAAUAAUAAUAAUUUAUUUACACCCCGCCAACAUCUCCCCGCGGGGACUCGGGGUGGCUUACAAUGUUACAAAAGAACAACACAAUAGGUAAAGGUUUUCCCCUGACGUUAAGUCCAGUCAUGAACGACUCUGGGGACUGGUGCUCAUCUCCAUUUCUAAGCCGAAGAGCCGGCGUUGUCCAUAGACACCUCCAAGGUCAUGUGAACAUUGGCAUGACUACAUGGAGCACCGUUACCUUCCCACCGGAGCUGUACCUAUUGAUCUACUCACAUUGGCAUGUUUUCGAACUGCUAGGUUGGCAGGAGCUGGGGCUAACAGCAGGCGCUCAUUCCGCUCCCGAGAUUUGAACCUGGGACCUUUUGGUCCGCAAGUUCAGCAGCUCAGCGCUUUAACACACUGUGCCACCGGGGGCCCUUCAGGAACCCAGCCAUCCCUUCCAAGGCUCACCUUGCACAGCCAGUAGCUGCUCAUCUGUUGUCCAGCGUGAGUUAAACUUGAUGUUUGUCUGCAAGAGAAAAGAGAGCGUAUCAGAAAUUGUAGAGGAAUCUAGAAAUCAUAGAAAGAGACUGCGCUGUGCAUCGUCCUCCCGACCCCUCUCAAAACCACAACAGGACGUGCAGCACGUGGUUGCUUCCAUACACACUCACCUCAGGUGGCCGCAGUGUGUCUAUUCCACCAUCCAGCACUUGCUUCAUGCUGCUGUUGAUCUGCUUGAUGCUUUGUACCUAGCAUGAGGUGGAAAUAGGAGGCCAGGAUUGUAUGCCGGAACAGGCAACAAAUUGAUGUCGGGGACCAACACGGGCAGGACUUGGGUGUCCCUACCUGGCGCUUGAGGGAAACCAGCUGAGAGUCCAAGUGCCGCAGGGUGAGAGCCGCCAUGUCCGGGCUGGCAGACAGCCCAGUGAUGUCCUCUUGGCUUAAGUACAUGCCCUUGGGAGGUCUCCGGCGGGCGCGCAGCGGGUGGUGCCGAUACUGUGACAGUUGCACUUCCUUCUUCACCGGCCCCGGUUUGCUGUUGAGUGGCUUCUGGUAAGGAGGCUGCAGAUAAAGUAGAACUAAGCAAAUUGCAGCCAGACAAAAAUUAUUUACAGUAUUUAUAUUCCACCCUUCUCACCCCAAAGGGGACUCAGGGCGGAUCACAUCUAUUUAUAUAUAUAAAAGAGUGAUGACAUCAGGGCAGCGGACAAAACAACAAAAUUACAGGCCCCCCAACCUCAAAAUUUGACAACAUAACUCAUCAUCCACGCCUCUAGGUUGAUACAACAAAAAGAAAAGAAAAAUAAAGUCCUAAUCAGAGGGAGAGGAAUAAUUGUUUUUAUCCAAUUGCUGCCAGUUUGAAGGCUAAGCUCUGCCCACUUGGUCUCCUAGCAACCUACUCAGCCCAGGGGACAGGCACAGUUAGGCCUCACUUAGAAUCAUAGAAUCAUAGAAUAGUAGAGUUGGAAGAGACCACAUGGGCCAUCUAGUCCAACCCCCUGCUAAGAAGCAGGAAAUCGCAUUCAAAGCACCCCCGACAGAUGGCCAUCCAGCCUCUGCUUAAAAGCCUCCAAGGAAGGAGCCUCCACCACGGCCCCGGGGAGAGAGUUCCACUUAGGCCUCUUCCAUAGAUUAUCAGAUUUCAAAUUAUCAUUUGAAAAAAAAAAUGAACAAAUUCCUAUGCACACUGCACGUGUCUUAUUUGUAGUGCAAAACAACAACAACAAUGAAAAAACAAUACAAUAUUUAAAAAUGAAAACAAUUUUAACCAACAUAAAUCUAUCAGGAUUUCAAUGGAAAGUGUGGGCCUGCUUCUGGCCAAUGAGAUGGUCAAGUUAAUCAGGAUUGUUGUUGUUGUUGUUGUUGUGGGCCUUCAAGUCAUGUCAGACUUUGGGCGAGCCUGAGUCUAAAAUUAUUCAUUUACCUAUUUACUACAUUUAUUUACUACAUUUAUAUCCCACCCUUCUCACCCCGAAGGGGACUCAGAGCAGCUGUAUGUACAUAAAAUAUAUUAUAUUAUUAGCAUAGCACAAUAUUAGUAUUAUAUAUUACUAUACAAUGAACUAUACCACUGUACUGUAAUAUUAUAUGUAAUAUAUAACAUAUAAUUUAAUAUUAUUAUAUGGUAUUAUUAUUAGUAUAUUGUAUAACAUUAUAAUAUUUUUAUCAAUAUUAUAUGUAUAUAUAAUAUUAUUAAAACUGACAUAAAAAAUUAUAUUAUAAAACGGAGGGCGAGGGCCAGGUAAAUGACCUUGGAGGGCCGCAUCCGGCCCCCGGGCCUUAGUUUGGGGACCCCUGCUAUACGGUAUAGUGGUAAAGUGGUAUGGAGCCCCUGAUGGUGCAGCGUGUUCAAGCACUGAGCUGCUGAACUUGAGGACUGAAAGGUCGCAGGUUCGAAUCCGGGGAGCAGGGUGAGCUCCCGCUGUUAGCCCCAGCUUCUGCCAACCUAGCAGUUCGGGAACGUGCAAAUGCGAGUAGACCAAUAAGUACUGCUAGGGGAGUCCCCUUGCCCCAUUUGGGCUUCCUGAGAAGCCGUUUCCCACGUACCUCCUUCUUGGGAUCCAAAGCGUCAAACUCGCCCUCACUCGCCUGCCGUCCUUCGUCCAGUUCAUCAUUGCUGUAGGAGAAACGCAACUGUUAGAAGGGCUUCUAAAGGAAUGUGUCCCUUUUUAAACUUCAGAACUUCCCGCUUUUAACUCUUCAAGGAAUAUGUGUGGACCAUCCCAUCGCCAGGCUCCGUUUCAGCCUGAUUUGGGAUGCAAAACCAAAGCCCAGUGAGGCCGGUUCAUGCUCAGUCUCUGACCUGUCGUCCUUUUCUUUCUUGGUCAGGAGCUUGCGGGCUUGCCUGUCCAUCACACUCGUCCUGCUCCGGGUCUUCUUCCAGGAGUAGUAAUACUUCACCAAGCUUGGGAUCAGUUUAUCAGGAAGCUGUAGAGGAAACAUCGGAGAAAUAGUGAGUGGACAAAGGCAGCCAAAAGUUUACGAAAUGGGUGGCACAUGGCGGUCAUUAGGAGACAUAGUAGCACACUGAGGAGCAUGUACUUGGCAGCAACUGAUCUUGGUUAAAAUUAAGAUCACAACAACAUCUAUAUAUAUAAAAGAGUGAUGGCAUCACGGCGACCCACAAAACAACAUAACUACAGGCCUCCCAACCUUGACAUUUGACGACACAACCCAUCAUCCACGGCUCUAGGUUGAUACAACAAAAAGAAAAGAAAAAUAAAGUCCUAAUUAGAAAGAGAGGAAUAAUUGCUUUUAUCCAAUUGCUGCCAGUUAGAAGGCUAAGCUCCUCCAACUUGGUCUCCUAGCAACCCAAUAAAAAAUAAUAAAAACACUAAAAAAAUUAAUACAAUAAAAUACUAUAAUAACAGAAAAUAACUAAAAAUAAUACAAGUAAAUAAUAAAAUAUAAUAAAUAAAAAGAUAACUUACAAUAAAAUUAAUUAAAAAAUACAAAUAAUGUCAAAUAAAAAUUACACAACAAUCUUUAACCAAUACCACCACCACUUUGCCACAGCAACGCGUGGCCGGGCACAGCUAGUCUGUUAUAGAAUUCCAAUAUGCCGAUGAUAACGUAGUGUGCGCAUUCAGAAGACCUACAGUGUUUGUUAUAGAACUCCAAUAUGCCGAUGAUAACGUAGUGUGCGCAUUCAGAAGACUUAGUGUUUGUUAUAGAACUCCAAUAUGCCGAUGAUAACGUAGUGUGUGCAUUCAGAAGACCUACAAUGUCUGUUAUAGAACUCCAAUAUGCCGAUGAUAACGUAGUGCGUGCAUUCAGAAGACCUACAAUGUUUGUUAUAGAACUCCAAUAUGCCGAUGAUAACGUAGUGUGCGCAUUCAGAAGACUUAGUGUUUGUUAUAGAACUCCAAUAUGCCGAUGAUAACGUAGUGUGUGCAUUCAGAAGACCUACAAUGUCUGUUAUAGAACUCCAAUAUGCCGAUGAUAACGUAGUGUGUGCAUUCAGACCUACAGUGUUAACUCCAAUAUGCCAAUGAUAACGUAGUGUGUGCAUUCAGAAGGCCUACAGUGUUUGUUAUAGAACACCAAUAUGCCGAUGAUAACGUAGUGUGUGCAUUCAGAAGACCUAGUGUUUGUUAUAGAACUCCAAUAUGCUGAUGAUAACGUAGUGCAUUCAGACCUACAAUGUUUCAGAACUCCAAUAUGCCGAUGAUAACGUAGUGUGUGCAUUCAGAAGACCUAGUGUUUGUUACAGAACUCCAAUAUGCCGAUGAUAACGUAGUGUGUGCAUUCAGAAGACCUACAAUGUCUGUUCCACGUACCAUCUGCUGGAUCCGAGCAAAGCUCUUGCCAUGGAAGCUAAAGGCUUGCUCAAACAGGACUUUGUCCUCCACGGUCCACUCGUCCGGGAAGGGCGUGAAGUUGGCCAAGUCGGCCAAGGACUUCUCCACGUCGUGUUUGUGCCACAGCAACAUCCCGAGCGCCUGCAAGGAAGGCACAGAAAUGAGCAGCUCGGAAGGAGAAACCCUGAGCUCACAACCUCUGAGGAUGCCUGCCGUAGAUGUGGGCGAAAGGUCAGGAGAGAAUGCUUCCGGAACAUGGCCAGAAAAUGCACAACAACCCAAAAGAGACCCGGCUCUUGCCCUUUGUCUCCCCGAAUCCAGAGGAAGCCCUUUGCCCUGGUGCUUGAGGGGUUAAGCUUUCAGUGGUGGCAGCUGUGCCUUCAGUCAAGCUGUGCCAAGCCAUCUCUACUCAUUGUGGGGCUGGGAAGGGAGCCAAGGUGGUGAAAUGCAGCCUCUCUUUUCCUCCUCCUCCUCCUCCUGCCUUCGUCACCUUGGCCUUUCCCCUGGAGACUUGGAUACAUGAGCUGCCUGUGGAAGGAACCUCUCCUGGCCCCAGCAGCCAGGCAAAAAGGAAUACCUGAGCCCGCUUUUGUCAUUCAUUCGCAAGGCGAAAGAGCUGCUGCAGGUUUCCAGGUUGCAAACAGAACUGGUACCACCACUACCUCCUGCAAAAAUAAUCAUAAAAGAAAGGCCAUAGGACUAGUGCAAUGAUGGGCAACCUUUUGCGCUUGGUGUGUCAAAAUUCACCAAAAACCUAGCAUGACGUGAGUAGUGUGUCACUUCGAGAAAAAAAACAUAAUUUCACAAUAUGUAUAGUUUAAAUAACAAAAAUAUAUAAUUGUAAUAUAUAACUGUAUUCAAUAAAUCAAAAACUAUUUACUACCAUUA
This is a messenger RNA of Anolis carolinensis (green anole), 6959 nucleotides long. RefSeq lists its product as uncharacterized. The record is from RefSeq and is a predicted model, not a curated record. Bases 328 to 1671 code for a protein of 447 amino acids. The transcript is spliced from 4 exons. Lineage: Eukaryota; Metazoa; Chordata; Lepidosauria; Squamata; Anolidae.